AUGGAAGGAGAGUACUGUUGUACAUCAUCAAGUGCUUCAAGUUCAACUUCAACAGCAAGCCCAGAGAAGAGGAAGCAUAGCAGGCAACAAAACCAAGAGAAGCCAUAUAGAGGGAUAAGGAUGAGGAAGUGGGGUAAGUGGGUAGCUGAAAUUAGAGAACCAAACAAGAGGUCAAGGAUUUGGCUUGGGUCCUACUCAACACCAAUAGCUGCAGCUCGUGCAUAUGACACAGCCGUUUUCUAUCUGAGAGGGCCUUCUGCCAGGCUUAAUUUCCCUGAUUUGAUAUACCAAGAAGACGAGUUGCGUGACGUGUCUGCUGCUUCUAUACGCAAGAAAGCCACUGAAGUUGGGGCUAAAGUGGAUGCUUUACAAACAGCUCUCCAUGCAUCACCAGAAGAAUCAAAUCUUGUGUUUCUUUCAGAGAAACCUGAUUUGAACAAGUACCCAGAAAAUUCUGAUGAAGAGUGA
This is a messenger RNA of Dovyalis caffra, 468 nucleotides long. The record is from the annotation of a GenBank genome assembly. NCBI's taxonomy places the organism in Eukaryota, Viridiplantae, Streptophyta, Magnoliopsida, Malpighiales, Salicaceae.